Molecule: messenger RNA, 990 nt
Organism: Williopsis jadinii
Lineage: Eukaryota; Fungi; Ascomycota; Saccharomycetes; Phaffomycetales; Wickerhamomycetaceae
Gene: DSC2
Product: Dsc2p
Exons: 1
Coding region: 143-910 (255 amino acids)
Source: RefSeq, a predicted model, not a curated record
CGGACAUCUAAACAUCCUAACACCAAUGUGAUACCCUUAAGGUGCUCCUCUUAACACUGAGAAUGAGCUCAACUCCAUACAAUCCACCGCUGUCCAGCUACCUAUCAAUCCGAAGAGUGAGCCAGGGGACGAGUUUCGACAAAUGAGCACCGGAUUGCCAUCGACGUUCAAGCACUUCCCGCUAUCGAGAGCACUCUGUAUCUUUUCCACAGUGGUACCCAUGUUGGUAUCACUGAUGGGGAUGAAGUACAUCUUUUACUAUUCGUACGAUCCUUUCAUAUCCCAGUACAGGCAGCUAUGGAGGAUGAUCACAGUGCAGCUGGCGUACGUGAACGAGAGCCAGGUGUUCAUAUCAGUUAUCGUGUUUUAUCUGCUGAGGGACCUUGAAAGGUUAUUCGGAACACCAAAGUACCUGGGGGUCAUCAUGGCAACGUACAGCUAUACGUUGCUGUUGAUUGCACUGCUGGCCUCUGUGAAGUUCUACACUGGGAUGCAGUGGCUGAACAGCGUCUCUUCUGGACCAACGACAGUGAUCUUUGCACUGCUAGCAAACUACAGAGACUACAUCCCCGUCAUGUACAAGUUCGAGAUUGCCAUAACGGAGGAACGUAAGAUCACAUUGACGGACCACUUCCUCAUAUACAUAUUGUGCUUCCAUCUAUCGGUGUCACAGGGCCUAGGAACCUUGGCCCUCGCACUCCUGGGAUGGAUAUUAGGAGAUUUGAUCAGCAGGGGAGUAAUCCCUGGGAAGCACUGGAGAUUACCAAACAGAUUGAACAGGCUCCUCAACGACAGGGAAUCCACGCCAGUGCUGAUUGCCGAAGUAGAAGCUGCUGAGGAGGAAGCAGAGCAAACAGCCACGGAGACAAGACCUCUGACCUCACAGUUUCUGGAUACCUUUAGACGGUGAUUGAUGCUGAGGUCGAUGAGUGCGGUACGGGACACACACCAUUAUUCCGGGCAGCAUAUAUAUCAACAUAUAAUUCAACA